Paramecium tetraurelia is the source of this 1758-nucleotide messenger RNA. RefSeq lists its product as uncharacterized. The transcript has 7 exons. Gene Ontology annotation, biological process: protein peptidyl-prolyl isomerization; sucrose biosynthetic process; gluconeogenesis. The record is from RefSeq and is a predicted model, not a curated record. Gene Ontology annotation, cellular component: cytosol; cytoplasm. Gene Ontology annotation, molecular function: peptidyl-prolyl cis-trans isomerase activity; fructose 1,6-bisphosphate 1-phosphatase activity. Lineage: Eukaryota; Ciliophora; Oligohymenophorea; Peniculida; Parameciidae.
AUGAGUAAAAUUAAAGUGUUGAGUGUCAUAGGCAAUCCUGACUUAAUACAUUUCAGAACUCUUCAGAAGACUGAAAGAAAAAAGACAUAUGAGAUUUAAGAAAUGCAUGAGUCAGAAUAUGAUCACGAAAUGAAAAUUCUCAAACGAGAUGCCUCCCUGAGAAUCUAACUAAAAAGAUUGCAACCAUUAUCUAACCAAGAGCCCUUUACAAUUGAUGAUUCUUUUACCUCCAAAACUGUUAAAAGGCCAUUGUUGUUAAUUCAAAAUGGUACUCCUAUGGUGCAUUCUAAUAGACGUACCAAAUUUACUCAAAGUUUAAUUAACUAAGCCUAUGAAUCCUAGCUAUCUUUUUUUAAUUCAAGAAAGAACACCUACGUAUAAAUGAUACUAUCAAUUGAUGAAUAACUCUAUCCAAUAAUAAUUGAAUUGUAUACAGAAUAUGCCCCCAAAGCAUGCGAAAACUUUGUAAAGUUUUGCGAAGGUGUCACGAUAGAUGGAGAUUAUUAUACAUAUAAAAAUACUAAGUUUUAGAAAUUUAAACCAAAUGGAUUCUUAUAAGGUGGAUAAUUUGCAAAGAAAGUGUCUAUAUAUGGAGAUUACUUUGAAGAUGAAUCCUAUGCCCUAUAACAUGAUUGUGAAGGUAUCAUAGGAUAAGUAAAUGAUGGAUUUCAACAUACAAAUCACUCCUAAUUUUACAUUACACUAUCCUCAAUGAGUUACUUUAACUUUAAAAGAGUUGCAUUUGGGAAAGUCAUAAGAGGAAUGAAAUAGUUUUCAAAAAUUUUAAAAAAAGAUUAAAUUUCUCCCAACAUAAUCAUCCAGGAAUGUGGACGAUAUGAUCAAUAAGCGUAAAUACGAAUGAAGUUAGAGAAAUUUUCUGAAGAUUUUGCAAGUGUGUUACCUUAAAAUGCUGAAUCAUUCAAUAAGUUUAUUGAUGCUGAACAGGAUAAACACAGUGAAGCUUAAGGAGAUUUUACCAAAUUAAUGAAGUUUUUGGUUGAAUAAAUGAAAUAGAUUUCGAAAUUUGCAUAUUCGUUAACUGCAAUAAAGAAAGCAAUAUUAUAAUUGAAUGAAUAAUUUCAAAACAAUCAAUUAUGUUUGAUGUUAUACAUAUUAGACAAUCAAUAAGUCUUAUUAGCUGAUAACUAAUAGGGAAAAUAUCUUGUAGUAUUUAGGGCAAUAGAGGGUACUGAUUCAUUUAGAGCAUCGGCAUUUAUUGUAUUUAAGAAAUAAACAACGAUGUUCAAAAAUGUGAAUUUGAAUGAUCUGAAAUAGAGUGGAGAACAAGUGGUGGGAAUAUGUUAUUGUGUUUAUGGAACAACAACUCAAUUGGUCUUUGGAACUGGUUAUAAUUUGAGUAUGUUCACACUUUAGAACAGUGAAUUCAAAUUAUAAUAAAAAGAACUAUAAAUCCCCAAAACUGAAACAUUUUAUUGUUCAGAUAUCAACGAUGAUUUUAUAUAAUAAAAAAUCAUUUCUAGUUUACCCACUAAUAACAUGAGGUACACAAAUAGUAUCUUUACAACUUUACAUCGUGUAGUAAGACUUGGAGGUCUGGCUAUGUAUAAGGAUGUGACCAUUUUCGAGGCAAUGAUUUGUGCAUUCACUUUAGCAAGAUCAUGGGGUUGGUCAUUUUGUGCAGGAACAACUACAUUCAAUUAAAUAAAGGUCAAAAAUGUUAACCAAUUAACUUAUCUUUAUUUAGGUUAAUAGAAAUGGGUCUAGAAAAUAGAGAAUCAUUUUUUAUCAAUAGUGUGA